Molecule: messenger RNA, 3790 nt
Organism: Passer domesticus (house sparrow)
Lineage: Eukaryota; Metazoa; Chordata; Aves; Passeriformes; Passeridae
Gene: FSIP1
Product: fibrous sheath interacting protein 1
Exons: 14
Coding region: 353-2245 (630 amino acids)
Source: RefSeq, a predicted model, not a curated record
UCUCUCCCUGCCUCCCUUCCUCCCUGCCUCCCUUAUACUGAAAUAAACUUUCAUUAAUUUGAGCCCUCUGAGAAUUUCCAGCACGUGUCACGAUGCUCUGAGAUGUCGAAUUCCUGUGAAUUCACACAGUUUUGUUGUUGUCUUUUUCAGAGAAACGCGUGUGUCUGUAGUUUAAACUACAGCCGCGAUAAUUCCUCUGUUGUGAGAUUAUUUGUAAGAUGUAACAGUGGAUAUUACAAGUAGGAGCUUGGAUGAAAUUUCAAGGCCUGCAUCUAGCUCGACCUAAUUGUAGAUUUUUAAAUACAUCUAUGGAGUUAACGACACCAGAACCAUGUUUGCAAGAGUCUAGGGAAUGAUGAGCUGGAGAAUCAAUGUGAAAUCUAAGAAAAAGAGCUCUUUCCUGGUAUCAGUAUCAGAGCUGAAAAUGGUUCUUUUAUUUAAGAAGUUCUCUGCAGCAUUGUACAGAAUUGUUGUUGUCCUUUGUGAUAGCACUUUGGCUGAUGAUUAUCAGAGUGGCAGUCUAGAAGAUGGCUGUCCAGCAGAAGACAAAGGUGAUGACAGAGAUAAAUCUGAUGUCCAGGAAGUAAGAACUGAUCAGCAAACAGUGGAGAGCAUGAUCAUCUCUCUUCACAAGUGUCUGUGGAAUCCCGACAAGUUGUCAGGAUGUAGCUCUACUUCAGGUUCUCGAGGUGAAAGCACUGAAACACACAUGCUGAAAUUCUGUGAACCUUCCCCAGGACAACCAAGUAAUGCAAAGUCAGAUACUAGUCCACAAACUUUGAAAUCUUGUGAACCUUCCCCAGGAAAACCAGCAGACUCUUCUGACUUGGAAUGUUCUGAAGACAUGGACAUAAAUACUCGGAUUCAAGCAGCUAUAAAGAAAAUGAAUAAACUUGAUGCAAUACUUGAAAAACAGUGUUUUAAGGAAAAAGCAGUUAAAAAGCGAGGCAGAGAAAUGAGGGCAAUGCUCUGGGAAGAACUUCAGUGUAUCAGAACCACAGGAAGCAAUGAGGAGGUGGAAAACAUAAACAAGUUUUUAGCUGUGUUCGCAUCAUGGCAUAAUACAGCUGAUCUCUCCCAUACUAAAGAAGAUGAAAUAUGUACUUCCGUAUUUCACCCACACACGAAUCCUGAAGAUUAUGAUUGCCAUAAAGCCCAAGAAAACCAGGAUUAUCCAAGUGAAUUGGAAACAGAAAAAACAGCAGAAAAAACGCAUAGCAAAAAUAAAACCAACCAGCAUUUCAUUAAAAAGAACAUUGAGCUAGCAAGGGAUUCAGGAAACCAAUUUGUUAUGCUUGAGGGAGAAAGGAAAAGGCUAACUGAACUAUUGAAAGAUACAGAAGAUGGAACUGAAUUGCAAGAUCUUGAGGAGAAUGUACCUGUCUGGCAGGCACCAGGAGAAGGAUACACACCUGAACUGGUGGAAUUUCAUCUCCUGAAUGAGAUUGACAGUAAGCUUCAACUUCUACUAUCUGAUGGGGAGCUUCCUGCUCUUUCCAGCUCUAGCUCAAAAUGUCCAAGCCAGAUGUAUCAGGAGCCUCUGGUUUAUGCAAGCCGAAGCCUAGAAACCAUUCCAGGUGAAAAAGUUCUGCGGGACAAUAAGGAAAAACGUGAUCAACAGAAUCGUCUGAAAGAAAUAGAUUAUCAACUGGAAUCCCUAGAGAGAAGUCUUACUGAAGAACAAACGAGCCUCUCUGAAGAGCAGCUUAAGACCCUUCUGGAAGAAUGUAUGCAGCCUCAGAGAACAAUAAGUAACGUUACCAUGCCACAGUCUCAGGAAUCUCUUUCUUUUGGAUUAAGUCCCCCUUGUUACACAAGUCAAGACUCCACUCUUCACUCUACAUCUAGUCUUUCCAAAAUGUUAGUUGAAGACCAUAUUGUAGGGAUGUUAAUGGCUCAGGAAAAGGCUGGAGUCGAAGACAAAAGCUUAUGUGUUAAUGCAGAGAGCAAAAUCCCUGGCUACUAUACCAGCAAAGCAUUGGCUGGUAGUCACUUAUCAAAGGAUUCACUGGCCCAAACAGAGGAACCUGAUGACCUAGAAGGUUUACAGAAGAUGGAAGAUAAGAGUAUUACUGAAGGUUACUUUAUGUCAAGAGCACUCAACACAAAAAGAUUGAAGAAACCUUCUUUCUUGGGUGAACCAUUAUAUUGCAUCAGCAUGAACAAUGAGCCAUCCACAGAGGCUGACAUUCUCAGCAUACCACUGCAAACCAAAGGAGAUGCAGGCAUCAGAGGAGCAGAGUGAGGGAAGAGAGUGGUCUGCCCAGAGGAGAGCAGGGUGGCAGUGGUGCUCAUGGGGAGCAUCACAGAGGUCAGCUCUGCCAGGGGCAGCCUGAUCUCGUGCAGGAGCAACAUGAUUCCAUACUGCACCACCAGGCUUCUUUGGCAACCAACAGUGAGAAAAACUCAGUGACUUGCUGCCUUCUCUUGAGUUAAAAUUCUCCUUUAGUCCAAAGAGAUGUAGCGUGGUCAGAGGCAAGUGUGACUCAGCCCCAACUACCAGCUCCCAUUAUGAGUGUGUUUUAAGAAUGAAUGUGUUAAAUCAUGGAAAGCGCUUUGCACUGUGGCCACUGGGUAGUGAAGUGAGCAGGUAACUGUAGAUGUUGUCACUGUGAGGUCAUUUUAUUGCACAAGAGAGGAAGGAGAUUUUCAAUAUUAAGUGGAUUUCAUAUGGGACAUCUCAUUGUAGAAGUCUACAAGGUGAAUGGGUUAACAUUUAUCACAUAAUAAUUUAAAUAUAUUUGAGUCAAAAUCAUGUGUUUCAGAGUAAUGUAAUGGGAUAUUUCAAUUACCUGUUUUCACUAGUGACUGAAACAGAUGAUGAGUAAUGUUUAAUCCUGUAGAGCUCAAAUCCAUGUGGUUUAUAGGAAUCUUGGUUUUAUGAUGUUUUUGCAUACAAAUUCUUUUUUUGAGAGGGGAAGUAUUCUGAAUUUUCAGUCCCUGAUUUUUUUCAUUUUUUACUGAGAAGCUAAUUAAUUUGUUUCCUACAAAGGUGACUCAGUUCUGUCUGAAGCAAUUAGUUCUGGACAUAAGCCAAAGGGUGUGUUAUUUAUUGAAUUUGUAAACUUGCUUAACGCAUUCUGCAGAUAAUUUGCUUGUUAGUUCAGACAUGAUUAAAUGUGCUAAUUGUAUUGAGAAAUAGAGAUCCCAGUGCAAUCGAGUUUGAGGCAAAUAUAUCUGCAGAUGAAGGUAUGAGAAAUGUCAUGUGUAAUUUUAAUUUGUAAGAGAUAUUUGCAUAGUUGCAUUUUAUUAUUGUCUUAAUUCUAAAGGACAUUUAAAUAUGUAUGCAUAAUCUUCUGCAAGUAGUUUGAUUUUUUUGCCCACUCUACAUACAGUUUAAAUUAUUUGUAAUGCUGACUAAGGAAAUAAAGUAGUGUGAAACUGGUUUAGCACAAUUUCAGUUUUGUAUUCCUUAUGGUACUGUAGUCUGUGAUAGAGAUUUACUGUAAUACAUUAAAUUAUAUAUAUUUUCAGGAAAGCGUAAUUAUUAGUAUAACGCAUAUAUAUGUAUAUAUAUGAAGGAAACUCUCGUGUGCCUUCAAAGAUAAGUAAUGAUUAUUUCUUGAAAGAAGCACUAAUCUAUACCCAGCUCAUAUGUAUGUAAACACAGAUGAUGUUUACUGAGGUUAGCAUAAUCCAGACUUGCCCACAUGCAGAUAUGAAAAGGCUGUUAUUUCUCAUAGUUGUAUGAGCCAGUAAAUUAUCAUUUCCAGCUCCAUUUUGAGGGGCUAUAUUAAGUUUUAAGUAGAAUGAACCGUUUUUAUAUUUUGUUUUUGCAAAUAAUUUUGUG